Messenger RNA from Xenia sp. Carnegie-2017, 1550 nucleotides. RefSeq lists its product as uncharacterized. Gene Ontology annotation, molecular function: cysteine-type peptidase activity. The record is from RefSeq and is a predicted model, not a curated record. NCBI's taxonomy places the organism in Eukaryota, Metazoa, Cnidaria, Anthozoa, Malacalcyonacea, Xeniidae. The coding region runs from base 413 to 976 and encodes 187 amino acids. The transcript has 7 exons. Gene Ontology annotation, biological process: proteolysis.
UGCGAUAGUAUUGUAGUGGAAUAUAAAUGUCCAUAGACCCACAAAUAUUGUGAUCCCAAAGAGGCAUUCCUGCAGCCUGAGAUUGGUGGUAGAUGGGAAAAUGGAAAAUUUUUUCCUCAAGAAAAGUCCAGUUACUUUUACCAAAUUCAAGUGUUCGUGCAUGUUGCUGGACGGAAAAAGUGUGAUUUGGUAGUCUGGACAACGAGAGGAAUUUUCUGCCACCAAGUGACAUAUGCUCCAGUGUUCUUUCAAAAGAUUUCUUUGAAGCUUUAACAAUUUUGGCUUACCAAGGUUGUGCCACACAUGUUCAAAAAAUUCUGCAUUUUGAACAAGGUAUCUUCCAAAUGUACACAUGGUAAGCAUUUAAUUUGAGUGUUACCUUAGCAAAUUUACUUGAAGCUAGUUUGCAGUAAUGUUGCUUAUGAUAGGCUCCACAAAAAUAAAGUAUGGUCAUAAAAAAAAUCCGGUGAACAAAGAUGAAAAAGAGGCUGCUUUUUUAUGCAAAACAGAUGAUACGGUAAGCAUCUUAGAGACAGAAAACAGUGAUCCGCCGAUGAAGUCUGUUGUCUUAUUUGGCUUUGAUGUGCAACAAGAAGACAUAGACAGUCUACAACCAAAGGGACUUAUUACAGACAAAAUCUUGUCUAUAUUAAUGAGAAAGAAUCCAAGCUGCAGAACAAUUUUCAGUGCAAAGUUACUUGAAGAAGAUUAUGUGUUUGUGCCAAUCAACAGAAGCCUACACUGGUUUUUGGCCAUCAUUUCACCAUGGCAUAUCCUUGUUCCGGACUCUUUAACUUGGGAUAAAAAGACAAGAAAUCUACAUUUGAAUAUAUUUCACAAUAUUUGGACUACACCUUUCAAAAGCACAGCAUCAAAAGAAAGCAUCGUUCAAUUCAUAUGUUUAAAGUCCCACAGCAGGAAAUUUCUUCAAACCUCUGUGCUGUUUUUGUAUCAGUUUUUAUUAAUUACUUUUUGAAGGUAAUUAUGGAAACUACAUGUUUCUUCAAGUUAGAGCUUAAUAAUAGGAAAGAUGUACUCAAUGCAAUAACAUAGGGAAGAGUGCUUACUUUUUCAAUCUCACAACAUUUUUUAAGAUAUUGAAAAAAAUGAGAAAUGUCCCAAUGAUUUCAUUGUCAUUGAACAUAAAUGGUUCAGUAACAAGAAUGCCACAAUGGAAAGAAAUAAAUGGCACAGAACUUUGCACAGAUUGUUUACUCUACAUUGAUCUAAAUUUAUCUCUUACACAAAGGAAUAUUUCAUUGUAUAUUUUUUAAAACUUCUACAUACAAUGUUUUUAAGGUGAUGCAAUAAUCUGUGGUUGCAAAUUAACCAAUGCUGCACAGAUAGACACAACAGAAUCAAUAUAUGGUUUCAUUGUUAUUGGGAUUACACCUUGUAAUAUACUAAAUGAGUUCAUUCGUUGAAUAAUUCUUUCAAUGUGAAUCCUCUUUGUAGCCACUCUCCUUGUCAUUAUUGUUGCACCAGUGCCAACAUUACCUUUAUGCAUAAUUGGAGGUGAAAUUAAACGGACAUGUUGAAGGGCAAGUAAA